Molecule: messenger RNA, 1228 nt
Organism: Pieris napi
Lineage: Eukaryota; Metazoa; Arthropoda; Insecta; Lepidoptera; Pieridae
Product: peroxisomal membrane protein 2
Exons: 4
Coding region: 323-883 (186 amino acids)
Cellular component (GO): cytoplasm; membrane
Source: RefSeq, a predicted model, not a curated record
CUUCAAGCACGUAGAAUUGUCAAGUGCACUUGAUCGUCUCGCGGACCCAUAACAGUGUCUCAAAUCUCAAUCAAUUCUCAUUAGUUAAUUGUUAUAUAAUUGUUUAAAGAAUUUGUAUAUUUAUAAUAUAUAUAUAUGUACACUUUAAUUAAAUUAUUAUUUUAACUUUUAAGCUUUUUCCGACAUCGUGAAUAAGAAUUCUUAGCAAAAUUAUUUUACAUGUUGUUGCUUUAGAGAUAAGUGAUAACAUUAUCAACAAUAUAUAACAAUCUUAUUAAUACCAUAGGCGAUAAGUUGUAGUGUUACAUAUAUUUUUUUUAAAAUGGCUUUAUCAAAACCUAUUAUGAAUUUAGUUGCAUCUUAUUUACAAAACUUGUACUUGCACCCAAUUAAAACAAAAUCUAUAUCAAGUUGUGUUGUUGGCUGUGCAGGCAGUAUUGCAUCACAAGUUGUUGCAGGUGAAGGGAUUAAGCUGGACCCAAUCUUUGCAUUUGGACUUUAUGGGUUAAUAUUUGGUGGAACCAUUCCUCACUAUUUCUAUGAGCUCAUAGAAAGAUUGUUUCCUCAUGAAGCAACUGCCUUUCCUCUUGCAAAAAAGCUUAUAUUUGAAAGGCUAGUUAUUGCACCACUCAUGCAAGCUUUCUCUCUAUACACCCUUGCAAGAUUUGAAGGCAAGAAUCACAAAGCAGCAUUGAAACAGUUACAUUCACUAUACUUCACUGUAUUAGAAGCUAACUGGAAAUGGUUAACAUUUUUCCAAGUUAUAAAUUUGGCCUUUGUUCCCCCAAUGCUCAGAGUACUAUUUAUGAACAUAGUUGGAUUUGGUUGGGCAAUGUUUAUAGCCUCAAAACGUAGACAGAAUCAGAAAAAAGAAUCUUCAUAACUGCAUAUCUAAUCGGUGUUGGUGCUGAAUUAUACAUAUCAUCUGGUUAUUUUGAUAAGAUAUAAAUACCACUUGAACUCUACAUCAUCCUGUUUAUGAUUUACUAUAACAUAAUGUAAUGAAUGUGAUACUGUAGUCUUAUGUAAGCAUUCCAAAUGAAUUUAAUAUUUAUUAAAAUUGUUAGUAAAAAGCAUUUUUGGAAUAAAUUAUUUUAUUAGUCACAAAUGUGUAAUUUGUAUUUCAAAUUAUCUAUUUUUAUAUUGGGGCUCAAUGGUUAAAUAAUAUUAUACAACUUUGUAACUUUAUAUGCAUUUUGUAAGUUCAUAAUAAAAUUAUUUUUACUCA